AUGGCUCAAACCGUCGGCUUGCUUACCCUCUUUCGUAAGGUUAGGCCCCUGAAACCACCUUCCUCGGACUCCGAUGCCUCCACUGAAUCAUACUCUGACUCAGACUCUGAAGACGACAUAGAGAUAGACUCCAGGCCGUUGAACGAGAUCCCAGGCGAGGUGAGAAUGACAUUGAUCGUUCGCCUGGACCUUAAAAUGGGUAAGGGUAAGGCUGCUGCUCAAUGUUCCCAUGCUACUUUGGCAUUAUAUAAGAGGAUGGCUGAUGCGCUGAAAGGUUCAUACAACCCUACACUUCUCCAGAGAUGGGAGCGUGGCAACGGACAGGCAAAGAUCACUCUUCAAGUUCCUAAUCAAGAAGACAUGGAUGUCAUGUUUGCCCAGGCUCUUUCUCUUGGGGUGAACGCAUACAUUGUUCACGAUGCUGGAAGAACGCAAAUUGCAGCUGGAAGUGCCACUGUCCUUGGACUUGGCCCGGCACCUAAGCUUGUCAUGGACCAGAUCACUCUGGAUUUAAAAUUGUAUUAG
This is a messenger RNA of Candidozyma haemuli, 525 nucleotides long. RefSeq names its product aminoacyl-tRNA hydrolase. The coding region runs from base 1 to 525 and encodes 174 amino acids. The transcript is spliced from 2 exons. Gene Ontology annotation, cellular component: mitochondrion; cytosol. Lineage: Eukaryota; Fungi; Ascomycota; Pichiomycetes; Serinales; Metschnikowiaceae. The record is from RefSeq and is a predicted model, not a curated record. Gene Ontology annotation, molecular function: peptidyl-tRNA hydrolase activity.